GGUGACAUUAAUAUGUUUCCAUCAUGGCUACUGCAAACAGUCCGUACAUUUCAACAGAAGGGACAACAAAUGCUAACAGGGCGUGUCGACUUUUACUUGGUCCCUGUACCGAUCAACUGAGAGAUGUUCUUCGCAAAGAGGUUCCACCUUCUUCAUUUGUCGUUGAAAUUAGCAAACAAAAGUAUAAUCUUCCUAGAUUAAAUCCCGAACAAAGGGACCUGAUUUUACCACACGGUGGGUCCUACUCUGGAAAUUAUGAUGACUUUGAUAUUUCACUGUUGUACAUUCUUUUACGGAACAUAUGUAACAUUACACCUCAUAAAAAUGGUUGGGGAAAUGUCCCGGAUGUAAAUGAUUCGUGUCUUUCUGCAAAUAUCGAAAAAAUACGAGUUGUCCGAAACAAUACUGUUCAUUCUGCAAGACCUACCCUCGCAAACAGUGAAUUUAAUGAUAUUUGGACAUCAGUUCGAGUUGCAGUAGUAGAAAUGGAUACUUUUCUUUCAAAUGGAAAUUACUAUGAGAGGGAAGUUGACAUUUUGAGACACACAACAAUGGAUCCCGUCCAAGACAAGCACUACAGAGACCAACUGACCAAACAAUAUGCUGAUGAUCAAGAUACUAAAGAAUACAUUCGUACUAUUGAGGAAAACAUUGGAAGUUACCAGAAAGAAACAGCCGGCAGGAUAAGUCACAUCGAGGGUUAG
Saccostrea echinata is the source of this 704-nucleotide messenger RNA. RefSeq lists its product as uncharacterized. The transcript has 2 exons. NCBI's taxonomy places the organism in Eukaryota, Metazoa, Mollusca, Bivalvia, Ostreida, Ostreidae. The record is from RefSeq and is a predicted model, not a curated record. The coding region runs from base 24 to 704 and encodes 226 amino acids.